AUGCCGAUGCACAACGGCUGGCUGCCGCGCGAGGGUCUCACCGCUGAUCCCGUUGGCCGCUUCAUCAAGAAAACAGCGCUCAAUCCAGCCGUCACGUUGGCCAUCCUGCUCCUCGCUCGGUACACUAAGAAAGGUUCUGACCUCUCCAUCCUACACGAGACCGCUAUCUCGCGCGUCCGUAAGCUAUUCUACUUCGGCCUUAUCCGCUGGGCAUCCGCAUACCUCGAUGCUGGUGUGUUGGAUAACUGGACAAAGGAUAACUAUGAUUGGAAUAAGGAAAUUGUGCUGGUUACUGGAGGAGCGGGAGGUAUUGGUGGAAAUGUUGUUCAGUUAUUAUCGGAAAGGGGGAUUCAGGUGGUUGUGUUAGAUGUGAUCCCUAUGACCUUCGAAACCGCAUCUAAUGUCUACUAUUACAAAUGCGACAUCACCUCCACCUCCACCAUCGCCACUGUGGCGGCGGAAAUACGGAAAGACGUCGGCGAGCCCACCAUCCUAAUCAAUAAUGCGGGUGUAGCCCGCGGAAAGAACAUCCUCGAGGCCACCGAGAAAGAUGUCCGCUUCACCUUCGAAGUCAACACACUAGCCCACUACUGGAUUACCAAAGAAUUCCUCCCCUCAAUGGUAAAGAAUAACCACGGCAUGGUCGUAACAGUCGCAUCACUCGCUGCUUUCAUCACGGUACCUAGCAUGGUUGAUUACGCUUCUUCCAAAGCAGCAGCGCAAUCUUUCCACGAGGGCCUUACCGCAGAGUUAAAAACGAGAUAUAAUGCGCCAAAAGUCCGAACGGUUAUUAUCAAUCAAGGUUACACCAAAACCCCGCUGUUUGAGGGGUAUAAUAAUGAUUCGCCCUUCCUCGUGCCGUCACUGCAACCCGAGACAGUGGCUGAAGCCAUCGUGAAGAAAGUGUUGACCGGGCAUAGUGGUCAGGUUAUUAUUCCAGGAUUCGGGGCGACGUUGACAUUCUUGAGGGGGUUUCCACAUUGGUAUCAGAAUCGACUGAGGAGUAAGGGGAAGGAUAUUAUGACGAAUUGGAAAGGGAGACAGGUUAUUGAUGUGGAUAGGUGGACGGCGGCUGGAGAGAAAGGGGAGGCCGGUGGGGAGGCUACCGAGUCCGCAGUUUUGGUGCAGCCAGGUAGCGAGUGA
This is a messenger RNA of Venustampulla echinocandica, 1143 nucleotides long. RefSeq names its product NAD(P)-binding protein. Lineage: Eukaryota; Fungi; Ascomycota; Leotiomycetes; Helotiales; Pleuroascaceae. The transcript is spliced from 4 exons. The coding region runs from base 1 to 1143 and encodes 380 amino acids. Gene Ontology annotation, molecular function: oxidoreductase activity, acting on the CH-OH group of donors, NAD or NADP as acceptor. The record is from RefSeq and is a predicted model, not a curated record.